AUUUCGCUUUCUCGCGUCCGUCCAUCGCUUCUUCCUUGUCAUCCCUUAAUCCUCCAAUCUCUUUCCUACCCAAUCAACCACGACGCAUGCCGCCUCGCAGGACAAGAGCAGCCCAAAAAGCAGAGGAGGAGGACGCUGCGCAGCCGGAGGCAGAAGUCGAGGCUGUCCCUGAUGAGGCAGGACCUAGUACAAGGGCGAAGGCGCAGCAGGCUAGUCCACCUCGCAAGAGAUCGAGGAGGAGUGACCAAGCGCAGACUGAGCAGCCAGACGAUGGUGCAGCGAAGCCAUCAGCCAUUGCAGAUGAGCCUCCGCCCCCGCCUGCGCCAAUAGACGAGCCUCCGCCCCCGCCGGCUCCGGUAGACGAGCCCCCGCCGCCACCACCGGAAGAGGUAGCGCCUCCUCCCCCUCCUCCAGCCGACUUUGCGCCUCCGCCCCCACCGCCCAUCGAUCCAGCAGCUGAUAGCGAUGGCGGAGAGGAAGAAGAGAUUCAAGACGCAGAGUAUUGGGAGAGGAUAGCGAGGGAGCAGAAGCAGAAGGACGAGGAGCGAGUCAAAGACCUUUACCUCGAGACGAUCAAUCGCAAUCUUCUCGACUUUGACUUCGAGAAGCUCUGCAGCGUGUCCCUCUCCAACAUCAACAUAUACGCCUGCCUAGUCUGCGGCAAGUACUUCCAGGGCAGAGGCAAAUCAUCUUACGCCUACUUCCAUUCGAUAGACGAAGGCCAUCGCGUCUACAUGAACCUGGAGACGUCCAAGUUCUACAUCCUCCCAGACAACUACGAAGUCGACUCGCCUGCGCUGAGCGAUAUCCGAUACCUGCUUCACCCGACCUACUCGACGCAGCAGAUUAAGCGCCUUGAUGCGCCGGACUCUCGUCCUUCGCUGGAUCUGCAGGGCAAGACGUACCGCCCCGGCUUCGUGGGGCUGAAUAAUGUGGGCGGGAAUGACUACAUCAACGUGGUGCUCCAAGCAUUGGCGCACGUCACGCCUAUCCGCAACUACUUUCUCGCCGGCAAGCUGCGUGCUGAUGAGCAACACGAACAAGGCACCGCAGGCGUCAACCUCGCCCUUACCAACUCCAGCGAGCUUGUCCGCCGCUUCGCCGCCCUGGUCCGCAAGCUCUGGAACCCUCGAGCAUUCAAAGCGCAAGUCUCCCCUCACGAGUUCCUUCAGGAGGUCAACAGCGUCUCCAAAGGCCGCUUCCGUCUCAUGGAGCAGGGGGAUCCCGUCGACUUUCUGGGCUGGCUGCUCAAUCAGCUGCACAUGGACCUCACCCACCAACACAGGAAGAGGCCGAGCGUCGUCUCCACCUGCUUCCAAGGGGAGGUCCGCAUAGAAAGUCAGAAGGUGUACGUGCGUACGGGACUGGAGGCAGAUGAUGAUUUGCCUCAAGAAGCUGUGGACAAGCUAGACUCUGAUGGGCGCAAAGAGGGUGGACAAGAGGACGAGCACGGCAAUGCCAAAUUCAACCUCACCCGUGACGUUCAGGUCGCUCGCUCCCCGUUCUUCCUACUCGCGCUGGAUCUCCCCCCACCACCGGUAUUCCAGGACGCUCAGGAGAAGAACAUCAUCCCUCAAGUCUCCAUCGCAUCUCUGCUCGCCAAAUACGACGGCGUCUCCUUCCAAGAAGCUCGCGGGAUGAUCCGACGAUACAAGAUUGCUCGUCUCCCUCCCUACGUAGUUCUGCACUUCAGGCGCUUCACGAGGAACAAUUUUGUCGAGGAGCGCAAUCCGACAAUUGUCCACUUUCCCUCUAAAGGCUUGGAUCUAGCCGACUAUGCGGACGACGCUGGAGCCGGUGAGGCCAGCUUGGCUACUCUGUACGACCUAGUGGCGAAUGUAACGCACGAGGCUGCCCCGGGAACAGUGAGGGAGCAGAGCGUAUGGCGUGCCCAGGUACACACGGCAGCUGGCACCUCUGACGCUCAAGCCAGCAAUGGUAACGAUGCUGUUCAAGAGCAAGGAGUGGAAGGUGGAGAGCGAUGGUUUCAAAUGCAGGAUCUUUUCGUUGAAGAAGUCAAUCGUCAGAUGCUCUUCUUGCAGGAGACGUACCUGCAGAUCUGGAGGAGGAGAGGGGCAAAGACGGAUGAUAGGGUCGAGGAGGUUGUUAGGAGGCAUAAUGCUGCCGUUGCGGAGAAGGAGAGGGAGAAGGCGAAACAGAAGGCGAUAGUGAAGUGAGGGAGAAGGGCAGGCGAGAAGAAUGAAAUGAAAUGGCUGGAUUGUAGU
Messenger RNA from Jaminaea rosea, 2225 nucleotides. Its product is annotated as cysteine proteinase. Lineage: Eukaryota; Fungi; Basidiomycota; Exobasidiomycetes; Microstromatales. The record is from RefSeq and is a predicted model, not a curated record. Bases 87 to 2177 code for a protein of 696 amino acids. Gene Ontology annotation, molecular function: cysteine-type deubiquitinase activity; zinc ion binding. Gene Ontology annotation, biological process: mRNA processing; spliceosomal complex assembly; protein deubiquitination. The transcript has 3 exons.